AUGCAAUUUGGUGGAAGUCUUCCGAAAGAUGAUAGUCUUCUCCGUGUCUCAGACUUCGCCUAUCCCCGUGUCAUCCAAGCGCUAAAUCCAGUCAGGAAGAAGUUGACGAGCAAUCCAUCUGCCCUAGCAAUCACCGUAAUUGCACCCUGGAUCAGGAAUGGUGUAGGCACGGAAGGCCUGCAAGCUAUGCAAAGCGGCGCAAGAGGCGCGACUGAACCUGAAAAUGUUAUCACGUAUCAAGUCCCUGGCCUUUCACUGACUGUAUACGGCUAG
Molecule: messenger RNA, 273 nt
Organism: Penicillium canescens
Lineage: Eukaryota; Fungi; Ascomycota; Eurotiomycetes; Eurotiales; Aspergillaceae
Exons: 1
Coding region: 1-273 (90 amino acids)
Source: RefSeq, a predicted model, not a curated record